Glycine soja is the source of this 819-nucleotide messenger RNA. RefSeq lists its product as uncharacterized. NCBI's taxonomy places the organism in Eukaryota, Viridiplantae, Streptophyta, Magnoliopsida, Fabales, Fabaceae. The coding region runs from base 169 to 534 and encodes 121 amino acids. The transcript has a single exon. The record is from RefSeq and is a predicted model, not a curated record.
UUUGAUUAUAUGAAGUAGUAAUAAACAACACCAAUAAAAUACAACUAGAAGAAAGCAAAACCAACAGUCCAACAACCUACCAUCUCUUUUAGCUUCUUUCUUUUCUUUCUCUCCUUAAAACUACACCCUUAGUUCUUCACUCUUGUAUUUGAAUAGUUUGUUUCUAUAAUGGAAUUCAGAUCAAAAUCAUGCAGGAAUGAGAGUCUGCAGAUUGAAAACUACAGUGGUGGAAGGGUGGCACCAACAAGCAUGCAAGAUCUGAGGUCUUAUAGUUACAGUGCAAGCUAUGCUGGUUCUGCUUAUCCAUACAAGAUAGGUAAGGAAAAGGAAGUGAAGGUGGAUAAAGGGAAAAGCACAGUUAGCAAUAGCAAAGUAUCAAAGAGUUGGAGCUUCAAUGACCCUGAGUUGCAGAGGAAGAAGAGGGUGGCUGGCUAUAAAAUAUAUUCUGCGGAAGGGAAAAUGAAAGGCUCACUAAGGAAGAGUUUGAGGUGGAUCAAGAACACAUACACUCAAGCUGUCCAUGGAUGGUGGUGAAUGGAGAUUAAUUGGUAUAUAGUUAUAAACUAUAUAGUAAUAUACUAUUGUUUUUUACCUUUUUUCUUUUCUGUUGUGAUUUACUUGUUUUGAUAUGGACUCUAAAUCCAUUCAAAUCAAGUUACCUUCCUUAAAAAUGUUAAAACUCUACUCAUGUGUUGAACUCCAUAACUUAUUGGUAUCAGACUCCCAGUUCCUCUAAGCUUUUAGGGAGGCAUGACCUAUAAAUUUUAGCAAGUUGCUGCUGAAUUUCCUAGUAGUAAUGCUAUUGGUUUUGAACUAGAA